This is a messenger RNA of Marmota flaviventris (yellow-bellied marmot), 2339 nucleotides long. The record is from RefSeq and is a predicted model, not a curated record. Lineage: Eukaryota; Metazoa; Chordata; Mammalia; Rodentia; Sciuridae.
GGAGUGUGGCGCCGGGUUCCACCGGUAAACCGGCGUGGAAAAUGGCUUUCUUACGAAAAACCAGCCCACCUGCUCACGGUGUUUUUAGUGACAUCUCCUUAGAAGAUUCAAGGACGGAAGACCUCAGAAACUUGAAAGUCAGUAGAAGUUUUACCCAAGCAGCCUCCGGUCAAAGCAGAUUUCUAAAAAGAAACCAAACUAUCGGUGAGAAGCACUUAAACCUGCAAGACAAUGCUGUCCUGGGCAGUGGGGCCUGGCUGACCCUGGGCAGACCCCUCGCCACCGCCUCCAAGAUCCGAGCCAGCGCCGCGCUCAUGAAGCUGGCCCAGCUGGAAACCAAGAUCCGGAGUCGACAGAGCGCGCCCACGAGCUGGUCUGACACGGAGUCUGACUCGCGGCUCCUGGAGGAUGGUCUUGCCGGGAGCGUGGACAGAUUCGCCCCGGGAGCCACCUCGGGCCCUGCCUCGCCGCACACCCACAGAACUUUCCAGAAACAAGCCCGUGAAGCCCCCCUUCCCAAGAGCAGUGUGCAGAGUGGGCAGGCCAGUAGGUUCCUGAAGAAGAAACAGCCACCUGUGGGUAGCGCAGCCCCCGAGGCCCACGCUGGGAAGGAGAGGAAUCUUCAAACACCCAGACAGAAAGAACCUGCUAGAAAAUUUGAUGCCCCAGACAGCGAUGAAGAGGAAAUGAAAGAAUUGCUAGGAAGCUUGAUGGAAUCUUCUAGAGAAAAAGAAACAAGUCUAAAUCAGAGGUUCACCAGCACUACCGUCAGUGAGAAGGAGCGCGUGAAACCACCGGCGGGUCAGAUCCCUGCCCCGCCCCGAGCCCCUCUGUCCAGGGCGGAGCUCUCCAGCUCAGGGCCUUCCCAGACCCUGGGCCUGUCCAGCACGCGGUCAGCGCGCCGGGCCCUCCGCAGUACUCGGUCGGGAACCUGCUGCCCGCAGACUCCGGCGGCUCGCGACACAGCCUCCCGCGACACAGCCUCCCGCGACACAGCCUCCCGCGACACAGCCUCCCGCGACUCCUCGAUUUCCAUCCCCGACGCCGCCGCCGCGGUUUCAAGAUCAAAGUCUUCAACGAUGGGUCACAUCCAGCUCGCGUCUUCCUCCGGGAGGAGCGGGAGGAGCGAGCCUGGGCCCGGGGAAGCCUCCGAUGACAGCCUGAACGAUUUUAGAAUCAAUAUUUUAUCCCUUGAUGACCUGUCUCCGGCCGUCAGUGAGAGAUCAGACUUGGAACAGAAAGAAGGAGCCACUCAGAGGGCGAGAACGCCAGGCAGGAGCCGCCCCGACAAGACACCUGCUGGACUGGACGCACCGAGCCAUGCCCUGCCCAGGAGCUCAGCAUUUCAGGGAAAGGCCACCUCUGUGGUUGGGGACGAGGGCCUCCCCACUGAAAGUGAGGUCUCAGAGCGUCUGAGUGCCAGCCUGGCCUCUGCCGCCCAGCAGGACAGUGUGUCCAGCGCGAAGCCAUCAUCUGAGACGCCCACAGAGGACAGUGUGGGCUCGGCUUAUUCGGAAGAUUUUGAAAGCCCGCCGAGUCCCCCGGCCUCCGAGCCAACGGCUCCUUCCGAGGCAGCUCUGGACGGAACACUGGCCACCGUGUCGGAAUGCUCGAGGAGUCUGAGGACAGACCCCCACAAACCACCCAGGGCUAGGAAGAAGGGCGGCCGGGGCGUGGAGAGGGUCACCGUGAGGGAAACGGCCGUGCAGACCCUGGAUCCGGCCUUCACCUACCAGUGGACCAAGGCAGCUGGGAUGGCGGCCAUUGGGCCUGCCCUCGGGAGUUCCUACGUGGACCCAGUGCCCAUUGCCAGCCAUGUCGUCAGUGCCGAUGCCAUAGAAGUCCUGACAGCCUACAGCCCUGCCGUGCUGGCGCUCAACGACAUGCUGAAGCAGCAGCUGAACCUGACGCAGCAGUUCAUCGCCGCCAGCCGCCACCUGCACCUCUCCCUCCUGCGGUCCAUGGAAGGGGACUCGUUCCACUACCACUCCCUGGAGGAAGCCAAAGAGUAUAUUAGGUGCCACAGGCCCACACCACUCACCAUGGAGGACGCCCUGCGGGAGGUGCAGGAGGAGCUGUAAGUACCAGAGACCUGCUCAGCACGCUGCUGAGGAAAUUGCCCGUCAGCAUGAGGACAUGAUGCAGGACAGUGGGGACGCAGCACAGGCCAGGUGCUGGCUUCCUGGUGGGCACAAGGCAGACGGAGCCGAUGACGGGACUCCUGUUCACUGACAAGGACACGAGAACAACUCCUCACAAGACGCCAAGGCCCCAGCUCCACCGGGCCUCAUCCAGAACACGCCCCUCACUCCACCCGCGCUUCUCACUUUCACACGGAG